CAAAAAUUACAAAAGGUUCGCAUCCCACUCCACUUCAUCAUUCAGAAUCUUAAAGUGCAGCGGAUUAUCAGUGGCAUGCAAAAUGGUCUUUGAACGACUAUAUGAAGACUUCAAAAAGGAAACCCGUUUAAUUCUUUGGUUGGCGAUCAUACUUACGACUGUGGAUGCAAUGGAAUUGAAAAGCAUGUAUGAAGAACCGAUCAAAAUAGUUAUAAUGGCGGUAUAUGUCGUUGUAGUGAUCGUUACGGUAGUUCUUUGGUGGCAUGACUUCCCAUUCUUCAUGAGAAUUCAGACCGGUAUAAUUGUGGAUAUCGCAAUCAUGGUCGUAAUUCCAGUGAUCAUCUCGUCAAGGACAACUCCAAAGCAAGGCGUGAAUUGGUAUGAAAGGGAACGUAUAUCCGCGGAAGAGAAAAGCAGCCAGGUCAUGCUAAUCCUUUUCCAAUUCUGCAAGAAACUCCUCAUAAAUUUAUCCAGCGUCGCGGAGCUCCAGUUUAAAAUAAAUAUCAUAAAAGCCAUGUUCCGGAUAGUCAUGAAUUGGUAAUGGGAUCGUCCACACAGAAACAAAACUCCUCAACUUUUAGCAAUCUAAUAAUGAGCAUCGUGACACUGCACAAUUAUAGGUCAUACGCUUAAAAUUGAAUUAUCUCUUUUACGUAAUUUUUGAAAAUACAUAUGUAGAAUUCUUG
Messenger RNA from Folsomia candida, 686 nucleotides. RefSeq lists its product as uncharacterized. NCBI's taxonomy places the organism in Eukaryota, Metazoa, Arthropoda, Collembola, Entomobryomorpha, Isotomidae. The transcript is spliced from 3 exons. Bases 83 to 541 code for a protein of 152 amino acids. The record is from RefSeq and is a predicted model, not a curated record.